GAAAAUCAACCACUUCCCUGGAAUGACAGAAAUCUGCCGCAAAGAUCUGCUGGCUCGGAACCUCAACCGCAUGCAGAAACUCUAUCCUACCGAGUACAACAUCUUCCCCCGCACCUGGUGCCUCCCUGCAGACUUUGGGGACUUCCAGUCCUAUGGUCGUCAGCGAAAAAGCCGCACUUACAUCUGCAAGCCAGACAGUGGCUGCCAGGGACGGGGCAUCUUCAUCACCCGAAAUCCCCGGGAGAUCAAGCCAGGAGAGCAUAUGAUCUGCCAGCAAUACAUCUCCAAGCCCUUCCUCAUUGACGGCUUCAAGUUUGAUAUGCGAAUCUAUGUCCUGAUCACGUCCUGUGACCCUCUUCGGAUCUUCAUGUAUGAGGAGGGCCUGGCCCGCUUUGCCACUAUGCCCUACAUGGAGCCCAGCCACGGCAACCUGGAUGACGUCUGCAUGCACCUGACCAACUAUGCUAUCAACAAACACAAUGAGAAUUUUGUCCGAGAUGAUGCUGCGGGCAGUAAGAGGAAGCUGUCAACGCUCAACGCCUGGCUGCGAGAACACGGCUACGACCCCCGAGAACUGUGGAGGGACAUCGAGGACAUCAUCAUCAAAACCAUCAUCUCAGCCCAUUCUGUUCUUCGCCACAACUACCGAACGUGUUUUCCCCAAUAUCUGACUGGAGGUACAUGCGCCUGUUUUGAGAUCCUUGGUUUUGACAUCUUGCUGGACCACAAGCUGAAGCCCUGGCUGCUGGAGGUAAACCACUCUCCAAGCUUCACCACCGACUCCCGCCUUGAUCGAGAAGUGAAAGAUACCCUUCUCUGUGAUGCCAUGACCCUUGUCAACCUCCGUGGCUGUGACAAAAGGAAGGUGAUGGAGGAGGACAAGCGGCGAGUCAAGGAGCGGCUUUUCCAGUGCCACCAGCAGCCACGAGAAGCCAGGCGAGAACAAAUUGAGUCGUCCCACGCAGCAAUACUGGACCAGGAGCGCUAUGAGGAUUCCCACCUCGGGGGGUACCGGCGGAUCUACCCUGGGCCUGACAAGGAGAAGUACACGCCUUUCUUCAAGCACAAUGGCUCCCUUUUCCAGGAGACUGCUGCUUCCAAGGCCAGAGAGGAGUGUGCCAGGCAGCAACUGGAAGAGAUCCGCCUUAAGCAGGAACAGCAGGAGACCUCAGGCAGUAAGAGGCGAAAGGAAAACAGGGACCAGAACCAGGGCGAAUCAGCAGGGGAGAAGAGCCGAUCCAGGGCCGGGCUCCGGGGACUUUCCACCCACUUGGCUUACAGGAACCGGACCCAGGAGAAAGAGCUACUAUCAGUACACCUGGAUACCAGGCAUCCUCAGGAAAUUGUGGAAGAAGAGGAGCUGGAGCGAGUGAAGGCCCUGCUACAAAGGGAGAAUCUCAUCCGAAGCCUCGGUAUUGUAGAGCAGCUCACGCGCAUGCUGCACCCCAGCCACCAGGGCCAGAAAAAACUUCAUGAGUAUCGGCCCAAGAACUUCAACUGGAUAGGAGAUCCAGCAGCCAUCGGCCCCUGUUCAUUGUCAGUGAAGACAUCUGGAGGGCGCUCUUUUUCCAGUGCCAGAGUCAGGCUCACUAGCCGUAAGUAUGCGAAACUAGCUUUGGUCACUCUGACUUGUGUAAAUUCCCCCUAGCAAACAUCACAGCUGGGAUGUUCCCAAAAUAUAACAUGGCACUUCCACCAGUGUGGGAAUGGGAUAGGUAGUGGACCGUGGUAGAAAUGGCAGAAUUACAGUCCCAGCACUCAACAAACAU
This is a messenger RNA of Leptonychotes weddellii (Weddell seal), 1769 nucleotides long. The record is from RefSeq and is a predicted model, not a curated record. Lineage: Eukaryota; Metazoa; Chordata; Mammalia; Carnivora; Phocidae.